AUUGUGGAAUUUAAUUCUCUUAUAUUACAAUUAAAUUUAUCAUUAAAGAAGUAAUGGGUUAAAAAUGAAGCUGUAUAAGCUAAUAGUACAUCAAAAAACCUUCAGUGAGGAAGAUUUAAUAAUUAAUCCAAAAGAUCAUCCUAAUAUAAAAACUGGAGAUGUUGUUGAAAUUUAUCAUCCAGAAGUUGAAUUUAGUCGUUUACUUCUUCAAGUCACAUCAUUUAAAGAAGAUUUACAAGGACGUGAGACAAUUAGUGUGGAAAAUAAUGUAGCUACAAUGUUUCAAUUAAGAACAUUUACAGAUGUAUAUAUGAAUGUUGUUAAUCCAGAUGAUGUAGCUUUGGAUUCUGUUGAGCUUACUUUUAAAGAUCAAUAUUUGGGUCGGAGUGAAAUGUGGAGACUAAAAAAUAGCUUGGUAAAUACUUGUGUAUAUAUGAACAAAAAGAUUGAAUUCUGUGGAGGCAGUAUAAGAUGUCAAGUAUAUGAAAUGUGGUCUCAAGGUGACAGAGUUGCUUGUGGUGUUAUAAAUAAUGAUACUAAGGUUGUGUUUCGUUCUUCAACAAGUAUGGUAUAUCUUUUUAUUCAAAUGAGUUCAGAAAUGUGGGAUUUUGAUAUUCAUGGUGAUUUAUAUUUUGAAAAAGCUGUUAAUGGAUUUUUAGCUGAUUUAUUUCAAAAAUGGAAAAAGAAUGGCAGUAAUCAUGAAGUAACAAUAGUUCUAUUUUCAAGAACAUUUUAUAAUGCUAGCAGUCCAGAAGAAUUUCCAAAUCAUAUGCGUGAGUGUUUGCAACAUGAUUAUAGGGGAAGAUUUUAUGAAGAUUUCUAUAGAGUGGUAGUUCAAAAUGAAAGAUUUGAAGAUUGGAGUAAUGUAUUGGUACAAUUACGUAAACUAUUCACAGACUAUCAAAAAAUUGUAUUAGAAUAUCACCAAAAACCAGGUGUUUCUAUACCAAAAGCAGUUAAUUCAACAGCUGCCCAAGGCAAUUUUUUAGAAGUUUUAAAUAUGUCUUUAAAUGUAUUUGAGAAACAUUAUCUGGAUCGUAGUUUUGAUAGAACUGGUCAAUUAUCUGUAGUGAUUACACCUGGUGUAGGUGUUUUUGAAGUUGACAGAGAAUUAACAAAUGUUACAAAACAAAGAAUUAUUGAUAAUGGAGUUGGUAGUGAUUUGGUAUGUGUUGGUGAGCAACCAUUACAUGCAGUACCUCUGUUAAAGUUUCAUAAUAAAGACACAUCUAUUAAUGCACCUGAUGAUUAUAGUAUGCCACAUUGGAUUAAUCUUAGUUUUUAUUCAACAAAUAAAAAAAUUCCUUAUUCCACAUUUAUACCUCGUAUAAAACUUCCUCAAAGAGUAUCAAAACAAUCAAUGGAAAAUGGAAAAUUGCAAUGUAAAAAUAAACUUUUGCAAGAAGAUUCAAGAGAAUGUUUACAUAAUACUUUAUUUGAUUAUGAUGCAUAUGAUGCACAAGUUUUUCAGUUACCUUCAGUUCACACAUCAAGUAGUUUGCAACGGGUUACAACAAGAACUAAAAAAACAAGUGUUACAAGUAUGGAAACACAUAAUAAUGCACAUAUAUUAAAACUUUUAAAAAGAAAAAUGUCAGAUCCUGAUAUACAUCAUCCACCACCUGAAUCUCACUCACCUCCAGCUGCCACAAGAAGUGCAGCAAUUUUAAUACCUUCUAGAAUAGAUGAUAUAACUAGUAGUGAAUCUAAUGGAGAAGUUAAUGAAUCAAGAAUAUCAGUAAAAAGCGAUUUAACCGAUUCAGAAAUAUCACCACCAUUUAGGCCAGUUGUUGGUAGUGCUGGAAGUCCCACAAAUACAAUAUCUCAACCUACAAAUAUUAGACCAAGUAGAGCACUUAUAAAUCCAUUUGAUCCAUCUCAUGUUACGAUUAAAUUAACUAGUAACAGACGGAGAUGGACGCAUAUUUUUCCUAAAGGACCAACAGGUGUGCUUAUACAGCAACAUCAUUAUCAAGCUGUACCAACACAAAUGUGUUCAGAAUCACAAUCUGAUAUUACUUCUAUUAUAAGUGGUUCCUCUAUGGAACAUAAUGACAUCUCUAAUUCAAAUAAUAUUCAAGAUCAUAUAAAAAAUAAACCACAAAGAUUAAAUCUUUCAUUAUCAAAUGCUGAUAAAAGUGGGAAUCCAAUAUCUUCUACAGGAAAUAAAUCUUUAACAUUAUUAUGGGGUGCUACUGGUGAACAGGAAUGGACACCAGCACUUACAACAGCAAUCAUAGGUGUUGAUUGGAAAUCAUUGACAAUUCCAGCAUGUUUGCCUAUUACUACAGAUUAUUUUCCUGACAAAAGAAGCUUACAAAAUGAUUAUGUGGUAUCAGAUUAUAAUCUUCUACCUGAUGAUGUUAAUACAGAUUUUGCUCAACAACGAGCUAUAUAUAAAAAGCCUUUAACAACUGCCGAAGUAUUUAAAGAACUUGUAUCACAAAGAUUAGCGCAGGGUUUUCAAUUAAUUAUCUUAGCACAAAAUAAUAAAAAUCAAAGCAAUACACCUGGUAGUACUACUGUUCCUGCAAUAAGUUCUGUAAUGCGAGGACGGCAAACAGAAUCAGAACCUAAAGAAGAAUAUUUGCUAAGUAUUGGUAGAAUAUUUCAUAAAAUAUCUUUAUUUGAUAAUUGUAUAACAGUAACAAGAUAUCGGCCAAGACAUCCAUAUCCUCCAUUUAAUAUUCAUUAUCUUUAUCGAUUUCAUGCACCACAUCAUGAUACUUAUGAAGUAUCAUGGAUAUCUUUUACAACAGAAAAAUUAGAAAAUUAUAAUUGGAAUUAUUUAGACCAUUAUAUUUGUACUAGGGGUCAUACCGAUUUUGCUUUAGUAGAGGCACUUAAAUAUUGGAGAUUUCGCGUAUUUUUACUUCCUUUACAUAAUUCUGCGAUUCGAAAAUUUUCAGAAGGAUCAUCAAGAUGUGAUAUAUACACGCCUCUCACUACUUCUGAACAAGUUUUUCUCUUGGAUGGAUUUUUACGAUUCAUUGAACUAUGGCCCAAUAAAAUACGACGUCCGAAUCCAAAUAAAAAUUGGAACCCUUCAACUCUAGGUGGUGUUUCCCAGAGAGAUCCCGCCUCUCACUUGACCAGGCGCAGGCACAGCACGAGCCUGAUUGUCCUCACUAACCAGAAAAUAUUGGUAGUGAGUGAGGGAGUGACGGGGUUCUCUGUACAGGAGAGGCAUGUAGUGAAUACCGCUGCGGCUGCCCGCACGUGCCUCGACACUCCUCGCCACGUGCCAAACAGAUCAGGUUCCAAAGUGAUGGAUAGAGGACGAAUCUCACCCGCUAGUGAAGCUGUGUUACCUCUUUCACUUGAGCAACAGCAAGAUCAUUUUGAUUCUAAUGAGGAUAGUUCAAGCAUGGAAUUGACGAAGUUAAAAAAUACUGCAUCGAAUAACGAGAUUCUAGAGGCAAUGAAACAUUCGCAAAAUGGAGUGGGAUUUCUUACACAACAUCCAUCUCUUCCAAGUCAAACAUUUGUCAGUGCAGAUGCAGUACAAUGGCUAAAUAAUCAUAUAGAAGGAGGAGUGACAGUAGAGAAUGCUAUUAAUAUAAUGAAUGGUAUGAUACAGGAUAAGUUAAUAUGUCAUGCAUCUGGAGAUUUUUCAAAACCAUUCAUUCUAGGAUUUUAUUUAUACCAUAUAGUACAAGAUAAAGAAAAUCAAAGAGCUGGAGAUUAUUUUUCACCUCUAGGAGACUUGCAAAGUUUUGAAAAUGAAUGGGUAGAAGUUGAAAUAAAAGCACCCAAAGGUUGGUGCGAACCUCCCUCGUCAGGAUCAUUUCCUCCGAUGACUAUAUCUAAUUGCGAUACCGUGGAUGAAUCAAAUGUAGUAUCAUUUCUUAAAGAUGAUUUAGACAUAUCAGAUAUUGCAGAUGAAGCAGACUGGCAAGUUCCAUUAUAUAAACACACUCAUUUAGAUAUAGAUAUAAACAAUAAAAGUGAUAGAAUUGAAUGGGGACAUUUAAGAUAUCAAUCCAUAUAUAAAGUGGAUCAUUCUUAUGAACUAGUAGUACAAUGGGUUGCAUCAUCUGGUAGUAUAGUCGCUGAUCUCAUAUUUGUGUGCCAACGUAAGGCUCAAACAUGUGGAAUUCAAAUGGUUCCUAUUCCCAGUGAUUUGUUAGCACUACCAUUCACUUUAAGAAGUGAUCCUUUAAGAGGACCUAUUUUUAUACCAUUAAAUACUGAAUGUCUUAUGGCAAAUAAACGACAUCUUUUUGAAGAAUUUCGAGAGGAAACUUAUGCACAAAGAUUCUUUCUGUUUCAAGAAACAAUCAUACAAAGAUUUGGUUUUGUUCCAUGUUUAAUAGAAAGUACUGAAAAUGAUCAUCAAUAUGUUCACAUGACUGGUAAUGCAUUUAUAUUAAUUCCUUCUACAAUAAACACAAAAGCUCGUCCUCGAACUGCUACCAAUAUUGUAAGACGAAAUACGGGACAGAAAGGAUAUCCAAUUCAUUCUGAUCAACCUAGUCCUCAUGAAGCAUAUAUUACAAGACAUGUUAGCGGGAAAAAUAAAGAUGAUUAUAAUAAAGAUAAAAGGAUUGGAUUUCUUUGGUCAUGGAAUCAUAUGAUUAGUCGAAAAUGGAGAUCGUCAUCGACAUUAAUCGGCGAUGAAUUAUUUCAAAAAAAACUUAUUCAAGAUUUUAGACAUUUUUGUUCAAAUGGGGACAACAGAUUAAAACAAUUUUGGGAAUCUUGUUGGGAAAUAAAAGAAAGAUCAUGUACGAAAACGAACUAAAAUAUCAAGUAAAAUAUAUAACAUAGAUAUUGUUUUAUAAGUUAAUAUCUUAAUUAAUAUUUAAGAAAUUUAAUUUCACUACCAUUAAAAUAAGUAUCUCAUUUAAAUAGUUAAGAAAUAAUUUAAACUGUACUAUGUACUUGUGAUACGAUUAUUCUUAUGAAAACGAAAGUAUGUACAAAAAUUAAUGAUAUAUUUUAGUGUUUAAAAAACAACGUAAAAGAACUGAAAAGCAAUGUUUAUAAUACAUAUUUCAAGUUUACUUAGUUUGCAUAAGAUAUUUGUUUACGAAAUUAAUGAUGAUAAUAAAUUUAUAAUUUUUGUUACUAA
This is a messenger RNA of Apis mellifera (honey bee), 5074 nucleotides long. RefSeq names its product GATOR complex protein DEPDC5 (gene Iml1). Bases 65 to 4744 code for a protein of 1559 amino acids. Gene Ontology annotation, cellular component: lysosomal membrane; GATOR1 complex. The record is from RefSeq and is a predicted model, not a curated record. Gene Ontology annotation, biological process: negative regulation of TORC1 signaling; cellular response to amino acid starvation; intracellular signal transduction. NCBI's taxonomy places the organism in Eukaryota, Metazoa, Arthropoda, Insecta, Hymenoptera, Apidae. Gene Ontology annotation, molecular function: GTPase activator activity. The transcript has 24 exons.